Messenger RNA from Sinocyclocheilus grahami, 333 nucleotides. Its product is annotated as rhodopsin-like. The record is from RefSeq and is a predicted model, not a curated record. Gene Ontology annotation, molecular function: G protein-coupled receptor activity. The transcript is spliced from 3 exons. Gene Ontology annotation, biological process: G protein-coupled receptor signaling pathway. Gene Ontology annotation, cellular component: membrane. Lineage: Eukaryota; Metazoa; Chordata; Actinopteri; Cypriniformes; Cyprinidae. Bases 1 to 333 code for a protein of 110 amino acids.
AUGUGCCCUUCCUGCUUCCAGAUGUUUCACAACCCAUCGACGAGCCCAGCUAGCCUGGCGGCGUACAUGCUUUUCCUCAUCAUCACUGCAUUCCCCGUCAACUUCCUCACGCUCUACGUCACCGUGCAGCACAAGAAGCUGCGCACGCCACUCAACUACAUCCUGCUCAAUCUGGCUGUGGCUGACCUGUUCAUGGUGGUGGGAGGCUUCACCGUCACCCUCUACACCGCCCUGCAUGGAUACUUCGUCCUGGGGGUCACCGGCUGCAACAUCGAAGGCUUCUUUGCCACGCUGGGCGGUGAGUGCGUCAUCUCUGCAGACAAACACUCCUGA